Paramecium tetraurelia is the source of this 3204-nucleotide messenger RNA. RefSeq lists its product as uncharacterized. The record is from RefSeq and is a predicted model, not a curated record. The transcript has 7 exons. NCBI's taxonomy places the organism in Eukaryota, Ciliophora, Oligohymenophorea, Peniculida, Parameciidae.
AUGCUAAAAGUAAAAUUAGUACUUACAAUCCAAAAAUGGCUUUCCUUUUUAAUUACAAAUUCAUAUAUCAAGCAUUAAAGCAUUUUACUAAACAAGAAGUAAUUUAAUAAUUUAAUUUUGUAAAUUUAAUAAAUCUGCUCUAUGCUUCUCUAUAAAGCUCUUAAAACUGAAGAUGAAUACCAAAGACUGUAACUGUUAAGCGAAGGUAUCAAAGAAAUAACAUCCGAAAUGCCUAAAAUCGAGACAAUUGAAAGCACAGCACUCAUAAAGUUCUUAAUAUGUUGCUACCCCUACCAAGAGUAAAAUAUUGAUAUGUUGAUCUCAGCAUUUUUCGAUUAUUACAAAAAUGAGAAAUUCUUUUGGGCAUUCACUUAGGCAAUCUCUUAGAUUGGAGAAUUUUAGGAAAGUAAGGCUGCUGGAUAUAAGAAAUAAUCCAUAUUUGAUGUUUAUCAAAGAAAAUUAAAGGAAGGUAAAACUGGUUUAGACCAUUUUUAUAACUUUUCUGAUUCCGCUCAGCAAUAAAUGACAAAAGUAAAGUUGUAUGUAUGCUCUCAUUUCUCCAAAUACUUUUCCCUGGCACAAGAUUUAAGAAUUGAUAUGUCAAGAAUUUAUGACAUAUACAGAAUUUAUUUGCAUAAUACAAAUAAUAAGGAAUUGAUAUUUGCGUUAAUUGAAUCAUUUGAGAAUUUGAAAAAGACAACAUUUAAGAAUUUACCUUGGGUUGAUACAUUCUAGUCCGAAAUUGAUAUAUAUAAGCAAACCUUAAUCCCAUCAAGAUUUAAUCUAAAACUUAAGCAGAAUUAACAAAGUUUGCAAUAGCUUUAUGAAUAAUACAAAUUAUAAAUGGAAAAUCCAUCUUAAUAUAAUCAAAACUCCGAAGAAAACAGCCCAUAAGUAGACUAAAAAGCUGUUCAUAAAUAGCAAAUUGAAUAAUAUUAAAUAGCAUUAUGCAAAUAAAACUAAGUCAAUCUGAUUGAUGAUUCAAUCGACUUAUGCUUAUUUCUUAAAAUGAUCAUUAAACCGCAGAAGUAUGAAUUAACUGAUGACUGGAAUACUAAAUAUGGUGAAGCAACCCUUGAUAAAGAAUAUUAAGGAUUUAAAAUAAAUUGCUCUGAAUUAGAGGAUUUAUUAAUUGUAAGAUCAUAUAAGGCUUUAAAUUCAGUUUUACAUUGUACAAAAUUAGAAAUCUUGAAACUUAAGAUGCAAAAUUUAAUACCAAAAAUAUUUCAUCUGAUAUACAAGGUACUCCGAGAUCCAGAAGAAAAUGUUAACUUGUAUCAUUUGGGCUCAUUAAUAAAUAAAAUAUUAGAAAUGUGCCCCAAACACGCAAUAUAUUAAAUAAUUAAAUUAAAUCUACUGUUCUGCUUUACUUAGUUUUUUUAUAAUACCUCCAUUGUUAAUAUAGUAUUGGAAAUUUUGGAUUUAGACACAGAUAAAUAUCAACUUGGAUAUUUUGUUCAAGAAUAAGUAUGGUCAUAUGUAAAUGAUACAGAUUGGUUCUAAUAUCUAUUUACUUUUCUAUUUAAACAGAACAUUGAUGUAAGUAAAAAGGAUGAAAACUAUCAGAGUGAAAGAAAAACUUAAGUUUUGAGCAUGUUGCAAUCAUUAAAUAGAAACCAGAGAGGUUCCAUAAAGCAACAAGUGACUCCAAAUCAAUCUUAUUUCUUUUAAACUUUCAGCACAAGUGAGAAAUUUAAUGAAUUACAAUCAUAUGAUUUCCUAAAUAGCAAAGAUAUAGAUAAUUUAAAGCAUUUCAACGACGAUAAAUAAAAUUUUGAUCCUCAAAAGAUGGAAAAAAUGAUUGAAGAGCAUAAACAGAAUUAAGCUUCGAUAGAACCCAAGGCCCAAAUGGAAGAUCAAAAUGCAAAUUCACAAAGAGUAUCAAAAUAUGGAAGACAAAUAAUUGAAAUACCUCAAAAGAAAAAAUAGGUUUCAUUGCCUAAAAUCAAUACCAAUUCUCUUAAAUCUCCUCUCAAAAAUGUAAACUCUCCUUUAUCACGAGAAAGUUCUAAGAAUCUAUCAGUGGAUAAAGAUGCAUAGUUGAGUUAAAAAUCUAAAUAAUCUUCUUCAAGCUUAAGACGAUCAGAUAAUCAAGAGGAUACUUUAUCGCAAAAUAAAUUAAUUAGAAUCUAUUAGGCAACAGGUAAAACCAAUGCAAGUUUGUUUAAAUAGAAUUAAUAAAGCAUUCAAAUCAAAGAUAUUGGAUUAAUGGAAUCACUCUAAUUUAUUUAUAGAUUAUUGGGUUCAUUAUAAUAAUUCUAAAAGAAAUUCUUAAGUCGCAAGGAUUGUAAUUUGGUUGAUAAAACUAGCAAAAUAUUAACAACUGAGAAUUUAGUUCAAAUCUUUGAAACUUUUGUUAGCAAGAUUAUGAAAGAUGAUUAUGGGAUAAUUUGUGGCUAAAUAGUAAAUAGUUUAUUUACUAUGGUUUUGAAUGAGCAUUUGGAUGUCUAUUAUGAAUUGCUGAAUGAAUAAUUUUAUAAUUUUAUUUAAGAAAUUGGAGCUUUGAUUUUACUAUUGGAGAAAUAAUAGAAUUCUGGGUUUAAGAGACAUCUAAUCUCAUCAAUUUAUUUUAAUGGAUUUAUUUUGAAUAAUUAAUUGAGACAAAAUUACUUAGAAUCUAAUAUUUAUAAAUAUUUAAGCAGUAAAAUAUUUAAUUAACUACAAUAACACCUAGUGAAUUACCCUGAGAAUAAUAACUAUUAAUUAUAAUUUACAAAAUUUUUGAAUUGUGUAUUUUCCAAAGCUCCCGCUUAUUUGAUUCAGCAGAUUUUGUUUAAUUAUGGUUUACUUUAAGUUUUAUUUGAAUCCUAAAGAGUGAUAAUUCUUAAUGACCUUCAAAAUGUUCAGAGCUCUUUGCACUACUUUGCAAUUCAAAUAAUAUAUUUAAUUAAGGAUAUUUUAUAAAAAAGAAGUAUGCAAGUUAUUCUAGAUAAUCUUUUACCUCUUGAUCUAUGGUACAAACUAUGUAAAGCUACAGAGCAUUAUAAAAUUGUGCAUUUGGGAAGUCCAAUAAUAGCUGAACCUCCUAAAGAAUAAAGAUAAAACUCAAAAAAAUAAUAUUAGAGAUAACUCCAAUUCAAAAAAUAAUAAACUGAAUAAAAACUUGAAUUAUCUGACAGAUCUCCAACAGAAUUAUGUUUAACUCCAGAUCUAACAUGCAGAACCUUAAAAAACUAUCGUUUGCGUAAGCCAUUUGAUUUAUGA